This is a messenger RNA of Aphidius gifuensis, 1577 nucleotides long. RefSeq lists its product as uncharacterized. The coding region runs from base 120 to 1547 and encodes 475 amino acids. The record is from RefSeq and is a predicted model, not a curated record. The transcript has 2 exons. NCBI's taxonomy places the organism in Eukaryota, Metazoa, Arthropoda, Insecta, Hymenoptera, Braconidae.
UUGAAAUAAACCAGUUGGUGACUCGUAAAAAAAAAACAAACCGGUAAACAACCGUUUACUGAAUGAAAAGAGUUGUAUAUAAAUUGUGUUAUAUUUAGUUAAAAUUUAGAUAAAUUGUAAUGUCUGACAAAGAUAGUGGUAAAUCACUUUCAAGGCCAAAAGUAAGAUUCAGCCAAAAAUCAUUAGAAACAACAAAUGAAAAUGCUGCUCGACCAGUUCGACAUGGACCAGUUAUUCGUGACAUUAUCACAUUAAAAAAACCAGUAAUUAUUGUUCGUUCACAAAAUACUAAUAAAGAUGAUCAAACUUCAAAGUCCAGUGAAAAAUCAACAAAAACUACAGCUCCAAAGAGAUUUGCAGAAAACUCUUCAAAUCUUACUGAAAAUACUGUCAACAUAAUUGAUCAACUUCAAGAACAAACACAAAAGUUAAAAAUAUCAUCAAAUAAACCAAUUAUAAAUUUGAAAAAUCAUAAAUCAACAGAGUCUGUAUCGUCUAAAUUGUCAUCAAGUAAAUCUUCAAGGUCUGGUCAUAAACCAUCAGUAACUUUUGCUGAACAAGAGCCCAAAGUUGUUGAAAAUGUACUGCAAAAUCGUGGACAAAAUAAUGAUAAUAUAUCAAAACCACAACAUACUAUCGAAGUGCCACUAUUAAUAAUUGAUGAUGAAACAAGUUCCAAGUCAUUAAAUGAUCAAUCAAAAGUACAUCAUGGUCAUGUUAGUCGUUCUGGAAAUAAAGAAAAUGUCGUUAAAAAAUUAUCCAGUAAUCGAUCAACAACAAAGUUGGCUCCCAGCAAGUCAGAAAGUGUAAAAAAAAUAAGCAAAACAAAUUCCAAACCUUCAACUGUUACCUCAAGGUUAACUCAGUCAAAACCACCAAAAAAAAGUUUACCUAUUUUAAAAAAAUCAGUACCAUUGUCAUGUCGAGAGCCAAAAAUACCAGUUGCUGGAACAAUGGCAUGUUUAAAACCAAGAAAAAAAAGUAACCAGGUAAUAGUAAAAAAAGAUGUUGUUAAAAAUAAAGCUGGACCACUUCCAAAUAUUUAUGUUGGUCCAGGAUUACCAGAAAGAAAAUCACCAACUACUGUUUGUGAUGUUUAUAAAAGACCAGAUGUUUUAUCAUCCAACAAAUUAAUAAAGCCAGAAUUUAAUUCAAGUGUUGGUACAAUGAGAAAGCUUCAAGAAGUUAAGAAAAAGAAAAUUGUCAAUGACAUUGACAGCCUACCAAAUACUUACAAAAAUCUCAUCAUGGGAAAAAUGUCAAGUGCUUUGGAUUUUCCAGCAAGUGAGACUGUUUUUCGUGAUCUUGUUGAUAUAUCAAUAAAUGAAAAUCAAUUACCAUCAAGAAUAACAAGAAGCAAAGAUCCAGAACCAAGACAAAAAGAUAUUGUUCCUAAACUUUCUGAUUUUUUUAAUCCUCAAUAUUGCAAAGAGUACACUGAGCCAUCACAAAUCCGACCAAGAACACCAGAAAUUUUAGACAAUUGGAGUGCUUUUACAAUCAGUGAUCGUAUUAAAAGUUGGAAAAAUCGUCUUGAUAAUAAUUAAAACAUUUAAAAACUAAUCACAAGUAUUUAA